This is a messenger RNA of Acaulospora morrowiae, 995 nucleotides long. Lineage: Eukaryota; Fungi; Glomeromycota; Glomeromycetes; Diversisporales; Acaulosporaceae. The record is from the annotation of a GenBank genome assembly.
AUGGAAUCAAAAAUAAAAAUAGAAGAUUAUACCAAGGGCUCAUCUAAAAAAGAUCUCGCAGUCAAAAUCAAUAAAAAAUUACAAGAUAGUAUAUGGAAUUUUCUACUUAUUGAUGUAGAUGAUUUAAAAAAAAUUAAUACCGCGCAUGGCCAAUCAGGAGGAGAUGAUGCUUUAAAUAAGCUCCGUACUAUAAUGGAGGUAUUUCUUACGAAAUAUUUUCGUUUAAAAAACUUGGAUCCUAAACGCGAUAUUAUUCCCGCACGAUACGGUGGAGAUGAGUUUAUUAUUGUUAUUAAUGCCGAAAAUAUAGAUGGACUAAAAUUUGCCAAAACCCUUCGUGCUUAUGUUGAGAAAUUUUUCGAAUUUCGCGAAGAAAAACAUACGGUCAGCAUUGGAUUUUCCUCGUCGGCAAAUGAACAAACUUUUAAUGAUUUGUAUUAUUCAGCAAGCAAAGGCUUAACUCUCGCAAAAUCUAACGGUAAAAAUCGAGUUGAGGUUUUGAGACUUAACGAAAGUGAGGAUAGCCUAACUACUAUAUUGAGAAGAAGAAAUGAUCUUAAAAAACAGUGGGAAGAAUGUAAUAAAAAGAAGGAAUUAAUUCUUAAGGAAGAUAAUCUAUUGAAGAAAAAAUUGGUAGCAAUAUAUUAUCGUGGACUAUCUGACGAGUCGGUCUCGUCGCAUGCUAAAGAAAAAAACCCCAGAACAUAUUUACAAUCCAUACAUCAGACUCGAAUUUUAGAACAUGGUAGUUCGUCCACACUGCUAAUUCAUAUACUAACAUCUGAAUUAGAUGUAGAAAAAUUAGUCAUGCCAUCAACAUCGCCAAAUCAAAUAAGAACUUUAACAUCUAGCGUUACAUUACUACCUACUCCGCAGUCACAAGGAAUAACUCCUAAACUGCCUAUAACAUUGAGGAAAAGAAAGGAUACGAUGCAGAUUGAAGAAGAAACAAAUCAUGAUCUAAUGCUUCACCCACACCUACCUAACGCAACCUA